Molecule: messenger RNA, 663 nt
Organism: Purpureocillium lilacinum
Lineage: Eukaryota; Fungi; Ascomycota; Sordariomycetes; Hypocreales; Ophiocordycipitaceae
Molecular function (GO): catalytic activity
Source: RefSeq, a predicted model, not a curated record
AUGUCGAGCCAGGCCGAGAUCGUCAAGUUGCUCUCCACUCUUCUCUCCGUUGUGGAGACCUCCAUCGUCCCGCUCACCCGGAAGGGCGUCUCUUCCGGCUCUAAGCUCUUCGGCGCCGCGAUCCUCGCCCGUUCCGAGGAUCUUAAGCCUCUCACUGUCGCCACCAACAACGAGCGCGUCUCGCCUCUGCUUCAUGGCGAGAUCAACUGCAUCCAGCAGUUCUUCACCGCCGACUUCCCGGACCCUGCGACCCGGCCGGACCCGCGCCGCGAUUGCAUCUUCUUUGCAACCCAUGAGCCAUGCAGCCUGUGCCUCAGCGGCAUCGCGUGGUCCGGAUUCAGCGAGUUCUACUAUCUCUUUACGUAUGAGGACAGCCGCGACUUGUUCGCGAUCCCGUACGACAUUGAGAUCCUCGAGGAGGUGUUCCGGGUAAAGGGCGGGGAGACGGACGAGCAGGUGCAGCAACGGGCCUUGUACAACAAGAACAACAAGUUCUUUCAAGGCAAGUCGCUUGCCGACUUGGUGGCUCUCCUGGACGAUGAGGCGGAGAGGACAAAGUGGACGAGCGAGAUUCAGCGAGUCAAGGCUCUGUACAACUCUCUGAGUGAGACAUAUCAGGAGGGGAAGAAGUCGGGAGCGACGAGCUCCAGCAUUUGGAAGUAG